AUGCCUCAGCUCACCAUCCAGUCUGCCGCGCCCCUCGCCAACAACCCCAAUGGUGUUUCCAUCCCCCGCCUAGGGUUCGGCGUCUAUCAGCUCUACUCGAAAUCCUGCACGGACGCCGUCCUCGCCGCUCUCGAUGCUGGCUACCGCCACAUCGACUCGGCCCAGCUCUACCGCAACGAGUCUGAGGUCGGCGCUGCUGUCCAGCGGGCCAUCGCCGCCGGGCAGCUUCGCCGUGAGGAUGUCUUCUUGACGAACAAGAUCCGCAACCCUGUUCCUGGCGGCCCCGAAAUGACGUACCAAAGCGCUCUCGAGAGCGUUCACAAGCUCGGUGGAGACGGCGGCUACGUCGACCUUUUCCUCGUUCACAUCCCUGGUACCAAGCGAGAGGCCCGCGAGGAGAUGUGGCAGGCGCUGGAGAAGCUCUACGCCGAGGGCAAGGCCAAGGCUAUUGGUGUGAGCAACUUUCGUCCGCAGCACAUCGAGGAGAUGAAGGAGUACGCUCAGAUCUGGCCACCCCAAGUCAACCAGCUCGAGCUUCACCCCUGGUGCCAGCAGCGCGAACUCACGCAGUACUGCCGCGACAAGGGCAUUGCCCUACAGGCCUACAGCCCACUCUCGUGCGGCGAGCACCUUGGCGAUGAGACGCUCGGCCGCAUCGCAGCCAAGCACGGCAAGUCUCCAGCUCAAGUACUGAUCCGAUACGGCCUGCAAAAGGAGUGGAUCCCACUGCCCAAGAGCGGCAACCCCGACAGAAUCAAGCAAAACAGCGACGUGUACGACUUUGCUCUCGACGACGACGAUAUGACGACCCUAGACGGACUGGACAAGGGCGGCAAGGGCGCAUUAUUCCCUGCCAAUGUGAAAUGA
This is a messenger RNA of Purpureocillium lilacinum, 867 nucleotides long. RefSeq lists its product as uncharacterized. NCBI's taxonomy places the organism in Eukaryota, Fungi, Ascomycota, Sordariomycetes, Hypocreales, Ophiocordycipitaceae. Gene Ontology annotation, molecular function: oxidoreductase activity. The record is from RefSeq and is a predicted model, not a curated record.